Molecule: messenger RNA, 5959 nt
Organism: Phyllopteryx taeniolatus (common seadragon)
Lineage: Eukaryota; Metazoa; Chordata; Actinopteri; Syngnathiformes; Syngnathidae
Gene: kcnj3a
Product: potassium inwardly rectifying channel subfamily J member 3a
Exons: 4
Coding region: 953-2440 (495 amino acids)
Biological process (GO): regulation of monoatomic ion transmembrane transport; potassium ion import across plasma membrane
Cellular component (GO): plasma membrane
Molecular function (GO): G-protein activated inward rectifier potassium channel activity
Source: RefSeq, a predicted model, not a curated record
CUGUAUCACUUAUUCUCAUUAGGGUACAGUGGACGCUGGAGGCUUGGAGCAUUUCUUCAGCCAACAUUCACAUCUACGGACAAUGUCGAGACUUCAAUGAUAAGAAACAUGUUUCAGGAAUGUGGGGGAUAGGAGCCGGAGUACCCAGAGAAAAGCCACUCAAGCACGAGGAGAACAUGCAAACUUCACACAGGAAGGCCGGAGCACGGAUUUGAACCCCGACCGCAUAAUUGCGAGGCGAACGAGUUAACCACAAGAUUGCACCGUGCUACCUCACCUCACUGCAUUAACAGGAAAUGAGCCAAGUGUCAAUUAGAAUGCAACACUGACAUUCUGUUGUUCCACACUGGUUCCCCUUUUCCUCCCACUAAAUUGUUUGUCAUUUUGGCACCGCCAGAAGCCAGUGAACGCAUCACUGGCAGCGUGGGCAAGUGCGCAGGAGCAGCUCGCGGAGAAGUCAGAUGGAAAGAAGCAGCAGACGAGGAGGACCUCAUCAUGAGAGUCCACCCGACGUUCGCCUAAGAGAGGAGAGCAGGAGAAAGGGGACUAACUAAGGCAUUUGGAUGCAUGUUUCCACCCGUCCGGUCCAAAGCAGGACUGCAGAAAGAGAGAGCGAGAGAGCGAGAAGCCUGCAGCGAGUGCGCACCGAGCCUUUCCCCAAUCCUGGAAAUCUCGCUCAUUUUACGCGCUGGACGGAAGCGCGUGGAUGUGGAUUUUGAACUUUUGCGUUUGAGCAAACGCUCUCCUGUGAUGAGGAAGCCACAAGAAGUGGACACCUUAGCUUGUUGUGCGUAAUUUGUUUUUGUUGUUGUUUUUUUGUCUCCCCCGUCUGGUUUCUCGUAUGGCUUCCCUCGGCUGGCUUGUGAAAGUACACGCGCACUGGUGAUUAUUUCAUGGCUGCGGGGCGCAACGGGAGUCGUGCGUGGAGAAAGAGGACGGUGUGAGCAGCAGUAUGUCUGCACUCCGAAAGAAAUUCGGGGACGAUUACCAGGUAGUGACCACCUCCUCCAGCGGCUCUGGCUUCAGCAAGCAGGCGCCGGCGGAGAAGAAGCGCAAGCGGCAGCGCUUCGUAGACAAGAACGGCCGCUGCAACGUCCAGCACGGCAACCUGGGGGGCGAGACGAGCAGAUACCUCUCGGACCUGUUCACCACCUUGGUGGACCUGAAAUGGCGCUGGAACCUGUUCAUCUUCAUCCUCACCUACACGGUGGCCUGGCUCUUCAUGGCGUCCAUGUGGUGGUUCAUCGCCUACAUCCGCGGGGACCUGAACAAGGCGCACAACGACAAGUACACGCCGUGCGUGGCCAACGUCUACAACUUUCCCUCGGCCUUCCUCUUCUUCAUCGAGACGGAGGCCACCAUCGGCUACGGCUACCGCUACAUCACGGACAAGUGCCCCGAGGGCAUCAUCCUCUUCCUCUUCCAGUCCAUCUUGGGCUCCAUCGUGGACGCCUUCCUCAUCGGCUGCAUGUUCAUCAAGAUGUCCCAGCCCAAGAAGAGGGCCGAGACGCUCAUGUUCAGCGAGCACGCGGCCAUCUCCAUGCGUGACGGCAAACUCACGCUCAUGUUCCGCGUGGGAAACCUGCGCAACAGCCAUAUGGUCUCCGCGCAGAUCCGCUGCAAACUGCUCAAAUCUCGGCAGACCCCCGAAGGCGAGUUCCUUCCCCUGGACCAGUUGGAGCUGGACGUAGGCUUCAGCACGGGGGCGGACCAACUCUUUCUGGUCUCACCGCUCACCAUCUGCCACGUGAUCGACACCAAAAGCCCCUUCUACGACCUGUCGCAGAGCUCCAUGCAAACGGAGCAGUUUGAGAUCGUGGUGAUACUGGAGGGUAUUGUGGAGACCACGGGGAUGACGUGCCAAGCGAGGACGUCCUACACCGAGGACGAGGUUCUGUGGGGACACCGCUUCUUCCCGGUCAUCUCCUUGGAGGAAGGCUUCUUCAAGGUGGACUACUCCCAGUUCCACGCCACCUUCGAGGUGCCCACCCCGCCGUACAGCGUGAAGGAGCAGGAGGAGGCCCUGCUGCUCUCCUCACCCCUGAUGGCGCCGUCCCUGUGCAACAGCGGGGAGAAGAACAGCUCCCUGGACUGCCUGGAGACCCUGGAGGACAAUGACAGCACCACCAAGCUGCCCGCCAAGCUCCAGAAGAUCACGGGACGUGACGGCCUACCCAAAAAGCUGCUGAGGAUGAGCUCCACCACCUCGGAGAUGACUUACAGUUUCGGAGACCUGCCCAUGAAGCUGCAGCGAAUCAGCUCCGUGCCCGGCGUGUCCGACGACAAGCAGGGCGGGAAGGCCUCCAAAAUGAGCACAGAGCCCAUCAGCAAGUCGGUGGCGGACUUACCCCCCAAGCUGCAGCGGCUGGCCGGGGGAGGCAGGAUGGACGGACACCUGCCGCCCAAACUCAGAAAGAUGAAUUCAGAUCGCUUUACAUAAGGAAGACACCCGUCUUUAAACUUUCCUUGUGCUAUUCCUGAUUUAUGAAUUGACAACAUUCUUCUCAAUAUGUGCACAAAUACAAUCUGCGUAUAAAUUCCUUCUUUCCAUUUUCAACUGGCAAUUUAAAAAGUGACUCAUUAUUUUGUGGUUUGUUUUUAAAUCUAGCUUUAUCCCAAAAAAAGAAAAAGACCCAAAAAAAAUUCACUUUUUUUCAUGAUUCACUUUUAGGCUCAGAUAAAAUGCACAAAUGGGUCACAGGACUGAAUUUGAUUCUAAUACAGUGGUGCCUUCAGAUAAUGUACGAGUGACUCGACUUUAGAGUUUUUCAAGAUAUGAGCCAUCAUUUAGCCAAAUUUGUUUCAAAUUCUGUUUAAAUAUGUAUGUUUUUUGUUUUGUUUUUUUCUGGGAAGGCUGGAACCCAUUCAUGCCAAUUCACGUCCAGUUUACACAAAUUAAUUUUUGGAGCCUAUUAUUCAUAGAAAACCUUGCCUUAUUCACGUUUUUAUGAAGUAUACAGUAAGUCUGAAUAUUUUUUUCAUGGCAAGAUACUGUCCACAGUGUGUUUCUAAGUAUGUGAAAUGCCAUGAGCCUCUUCCCAAGUCUUUUGGAAUGACGGUUUGUGGUAUGUUGAUAGUUUGAAGUUUACUUUUAAAAAUAGGCAAUUCUAAUCACUUUUGGGGAAACCUCUGCCAUUUGCAGAUUUUUGCUAUUCUCAGUCAAACUCUGCCUUGGUUUUUGUUGAACACUUAGGCCUAGUACUUUAUUUUAACCGUGGUUAUUAUGGUGGGAUUUGGAGAGCUAUUUUUUGAGGUUACAUUUGGUGAAAAGUGUUUGAGAACCACUGCUAUAAACAAUACACAAUUGUCCAGGUUAUAAUAUGCAAGUUGUCUUAUUGUGGCGGCUAACACGCUCACAUAGAGUGUACCACUGAACAUAUGGAUGACGCAAACCAAACCAAUUAAAUAUUAAAAUCAAACUCAGUCAGUGGCCUGUUUUUCAAGUAUUUUUGAUCUGAGCCUAAAAUUGAAUUUGGAAAAAUGCUUACCUUUCUUUUUGUUAAAUAACAAAUAACACAAUAAUGAGUGACUUUUUCCUUUUUUUAAUGAUUUACUUUUGAUUGGCAGUUGAAAAUGAAAAGAGCGAAUGAUACACAGAUUCGAUGUAGUGGAGCACAUCUUGUUCCGGAUGUAUGGUGUGUACAUGCAACGAUGAGAGACCUCGGACUCUUUAGGACAGUGUACAAUUAGCACAAUCAGGCAUGUAAGAAAACAGCGCAUGUAGAACUGAAUCUCAAUAACUCCUGGCAUGUUAUCUUUAUUUAUUAAAAAAAAAAAAUCCAUUAAUGAAUCUACAGAGAGUGGAAAAUUGCACAAAGCCAUACAAUUUAAAACCAACAUGUCAUGAUUCUAGUUUGUGGCGACGAGCGGCACAUAACAUUUGUUCCUUGAGUUUCUUGCUUUUGUUGUUUAAUGUAAAGUUGUGACGAUGUUCUGUUGAUUGCAUGCUCCUUUUAUUGACUAUACAAAAGGUAAUAGACAAAGAUGUUUUAGCCUUAAACUAUAUUACCUUGUUUCCAUCUUCAUGUUCGUUCACUGUAUUUCUUUGCUCUUUCAUAGGCGUGCUAUUUUGCCAUGUGCCAUUUUUAAUGACUCUGUUUGUUGCACAAACAUGAUGGAUAUUUUGUUCAACGAUGCCUUCGACACUGCAUCUCAUGUCCCACCUGAAAUGGGCACAAAAAGCUACGCAAUUUCCACAUGUUUAUUAAAGUCACGUUUCAGUUCAAAGGGUCUCUCCCUCUACUUGAUAAGCACAACGCAAUCACUCGUUGAGGCGAGCUCAUAUCAAUUAGCAUUUAAGUAUGGAAAGCCGUUUGAGCAUUCAUUUUAUAUCCAUCUUAAGGUCCAUGCACUAGUGCGUUCUUUGUCCUCACUAGUAAGACAAUUCUGUAGAACGACUGUGUCUUUCUGGUCAAGUUUUUUUUUUACGACUAGGGCCAGUUUUAACCUACUCUGACCCAAUUAAAUCUUAAUAGUAACCGAUGUUGCUACACUAGUAAUACUUCAAGGCCCAACUACAGUAGCAGGCAUGUGUUAUGUACUAGCAGCCUCCUGGACCCUACCAGUUGCACCAAAAUGCCCACUGGUUGUUUUGCCUCACUGGUAAUAUGUAGUUCUACUACUAAAAUGUCAAAGUUGUCCUAGUAUGUAGAAAUGUCAUACUGUAGUAGAAGGCAGUAGUGGAAAACUUUACUUGUAAGAUGCAGUAGCUUAAUUGUCUUACUAGUGAGGGCAAACGGCAUACUCGUACCUGGACCUAAAUGCUCAUAGCCAUUUAUUUUCUAUCCACCUUGUGGUCUAUGCACUACUAUUCUCUUUCUCCUCACGAGUAGGACAACUUUGGCAUAUUAGUAGGAUGAGUGCACAGUUUUGCUACACUAGUAACAUGUAGUUGAUUGACUAGCAUGGAAAAAUUGUCCUAGUUAUGUGCAGAAAUGUCAUACAGUAGUGGAAGGCAUUAGUGGAAAAAGAAUGUUACUAGUAAGACAGUUGUUCUACUAUUGCACUUGAUUGUCUUACUAGUGAGGACCAAGAGUGUACUAGUACAUGCACCUAAAUGCUUAUAAAGCCAUUUGAUGAUUUAGUUGAUAUAUUCAAUAACCAGCUUAAGGUCCAUGGCAUACCAGAACUCUCUUUGUCCUCACUAGUAAGACAAUUCCGUGCACUAGUAGAACAACUGUGUCAUGCUAGUAACACUUUUCUUAAGCUUUAUGUAAUGGAUAUCGAGUCAAUGCUCAAACCAUUUAUGGAAAGCUAUGUGAGCAUUUAUUCUAUAUCUUUGAUAGCCAGUUUAAGCUUAAGGUCCAUGAACUAGUAAGCUCUUUGUACUCACUGGUAGGACAACAUUGGCAUACUAGUCGGACAACUACAUGUUACUAAUGAGGCAAAGCUGUGCAGUAGUUGACAACUGUGUGCUACUGGUGACAUUAUAAAAUUCUACUUGUUAACAUCUAGCACAUCACUAGUAGUAAUAGUAGCUUGCAGAUAUCAACAAGUAACAAUUUUUCCUGCUGGUGAGCAGAAAUGUCAUACAGUAGUGGAAUAUAAUAGUGGAAGAAUUAUUACUGAUAAGACAGUCGUUCUAUCACUGUCCUGAAUCGUGCUACUAUUGAGGACAAAGAGUCUACUAGUACAUGGGCCAUAAGAUAAAUAUCAAGGAUAUGGAAUAAAUGCUUAAAUGGCUUUCACUAUUUUUGGGUAUUUUGUCAAAUAAGACAGUCAGUAGAUCAGUUACCUUGCUGUUCCGCCCGGUGAUACAACGGUCGAUCUUCAUGGUCACACACGAGUUCCAGUGAGAAGCUAGUGCAGCAGUCUCCUUGAUGAAAGCAAUAAUACCAAACCCAUAAUCUCUAUGAAGUCACAGCCCCAUUUUCAUUGUUGACUGAACCCAUCACAUUAUGAUUUGGUUCACAAUGCAUUCCAAUCGUUGUAUAUUACCCAAUCUCUUCAGGAAUAAAGA